AUGGCUUCUCAAGCCAAACUUGUUGUGGCUUGCCUGAUCCUAUCCUUGGCCUUAAUCCAAAUCUCUGAGGCGACUGGUGGUCCCAUAGCUACCUACUGGGGUGUGGGAGAAGGACAUCUAGGGGAUCUCUGUAAAAAAAAACACUAUUCUUACAUAAACGUAGCCUAUGUUAAGAGUUUUGGCGGUGGCAAAGUUCUUUCCCCUAUCUGCGAGGGGACCAGUUGCAUCCGUUUGGGUGAAGACAUAAAGGCUUGUCAGCAAAUUGGCAUUAAGGUCCUCAUCUCUCUUGGAGGACCUUUUGAUACGUAUUCUCUGAUAUCCGAGACCGAUGCCCAAGCGGUUGCGAAGCAAUUAUGGAAUUCCUAUAUUGAUGAAGUUAACUUUGACGGCAUAGAUUUUCGCAUAGAGAAUGGCUCCGCACUAUAUUAUGAAUAUCUUGCACAGACCUUGAAGGAUUUUGCCACAGCAAAUAAAAAAGAAAUCAUUUUAUCAGCAUUCCCUGGGUGUGUUUAUCCUGAUAGAUAUCUUGCAAGAGCCAUUCAUGCAAGUUACUUUGACAUUAUCUGGAUUCAGUACUUCAACAAUAGUGCAUGCCAGUAUGAUUCCACUGUCCAAACUCCUGAUGAUCUGCUUUUGAUAUCUUGGACGGCAUGGAAUUUGACGGUUCACGACAAGACGAAGCUGUUUCUGGGGAUACCGGCGACCCCAAUUAUUCCCGGGUACAUCCCAUGUGAACAGCUGAUCAAUACAGUUAUUCCGAAUAUAUCAGCGAACAACUCAAAGUAUGCAGGUGUGUUGGUAUGGAACAGUACUUAUGAUCUGCAAACAAAAUACAGUUCCUGUCUCAAUGGGAUAGCCUAUGAAUGA
Molecule: messenger RNA, 867 nt
Organism: Ziziphus jujuba (common jujube)
Lineage: Eukaryota; Viridiplantae; Streptophyta; Magnoliopsida; Rosales; Rhamnaceae
Product: endochitinase Ziz m 1.0101-like
Exons: 1
Coding region: 1-867 (288 amino acids)
Biological process (GO): carbohydrate metabolic process
Cellular component (GO): extracellular region
Molecular function (GO): chitinase activity
Source: RefSeq, a predicted model, not a curated record